AUGGCUUCCGACGACAUCCCCUCAAUAAUCAGCCCAACAACAAUCCUCUCCCUCCUCUCCACCCUCCUCAUCCUCCUAGCAGCCUACCUCUCCUCCCUCGCCCUCCUCCCCAAAAACUUCACGCCUCAAACCCGCUUCCUCUUCAUCUGGCACGCCUUCGACGCCUUGAUCCACUUCUUCCUCGAAGGCAGCUACCUCUACAACUGCUUUUUCAGCUACGCCGUCGUUGACCCCGCUGAUUUGCUCUCGGCUUCCGCUUACUUGCCGCCGAAUGUCUACUUUCUUGGACAUAGUGAUCGAGUGUAUGGAUCGGAAUAUGGGAGUAAUGUCUUUGCGAAGUUGUGGAUGGAGUAUGCUAGAGCGGAUAAGCGGUGGGGAGGGUCGGAUCUUACGGUUAUUAGCCUCGAACUCCUCACCGUCUUCAUCGGCGGUCCCCUAGCCCUCUACAUCUGCCACUCCCUCCGCAAAAACUCCCCCUCCGCCUGGUUCUGGAUGACCGUGCUCGCGACCGCGGAGCUCUACGGCGGAUUUCUGACCUUCGCGCCCGAGUGGCUGACGGAGAAAGUCGGAUUCGAGAACCUAGAUACCUCCAAUGCCAUGUAUUUGUGGAUAUAUUUGGUGUUUUUCAAUGCUGCGCUGUGGGUGUUGAUUCCGCUGUAUAUCUUGCGGGAGGCGUAUGGCAGGAUUUGUGAGGGGUUGAGGGUGAUGGCACUGGUGGAGGGGGGGAAGAAGAGGGUGUAG
This is a messenger RNA of Zymoseptoria tritici IPO323, 741 nucleotides long. RefSeq lists its product as uncharacterized. Gene Ontology annotation, molecular function: cholestenol delta-isomerase activity. Gene Ontology annotation, biological process: sterol metabolic process. The transcript has 3 exons. Gene Ontology annotation, cellular component: membrane; endoplasmic reticulum. The coding region runs from base 1 to 741 and encodes 246 amino acids. Lineage: Eukaryota; Fungi; Ascomycota; Dothideomycetes; Mycosphaerellales; Mycosphaerellaceae. The record is from RefSeq and is a predicted model, not a curated record.